UAUUAGAGAAACCAUCGAUUCUGCCACGCGUAAACGCGAAAGAGGUUAUUAUAUCUUUCACUAGGAUAAUUUGUUUCAACGGAAAAAUUAAACGGAAACAAAAAUAACGUAUAAAAAUGUCGGCAAUUGCGGUGAUUGGAAAGUUCCUUCAAGAGUAUACGAAAACUACUCCGAAAAAGCUCAAAAUUAUUGAUGCUUAUUUACUGUAUGUGUUUUUGACGGGUGUCAUACAAUUUGUGUAUUGCUGUCUUGUUGGCACUUUUCCAUUCAAUAGUUUUCUAAGUGGUUUUAUAUCUUGUGUCUCUUGUUUCAUAUUAGGAGUUUGUCUUCGAUUACAAGUAAAUCCACAAAACAAAAGUCAAUUCUAUGGAAUAAGCCCGGAGAGAGGAUUCGCUGACUUUAUAUUUGCUCAUAUUAUACUUCAUAUCAUCGUAAUGAACUUCAUUGGUUGAAAGAAAUAUUUCUUUCUUAAUAGUUUAUAUCAAUUUAAUCGGAAUUAAUAAUCAGGAAUAUAUUAAUGAAGAAAAUCGCACUUUUAUAUAUUAAAAACAUAAAUGCAAAGAUUAAUAAAUCAUUUUGAUUCGUUCUAAUUCAAUGUAACAUAUUUUUGUCAUAGAAGAGAUGUUUUAAAAAAAAAAGAAAAAUUAUAAAAAUUAUUAAAAAAAAAAUUGAGUAAAUAUAUAUAUAUAUAUAUAUAUACUUAAGAAAAAAAAUAAAUCAUUUGAAAGAAAUUCAUUCAUUACUUGUUUCCUUUUCUCUUUGUUUUAUGCUAAAGACAAACAAUGUAUAACUACGACAAUCUAUAAUACAUUUUAUUUGUCUUAUUUUUCAUACAACCUUUUUUGGGGAGCGGGAGCAGGGGGGGGGGUGGGAUAACAGGAAACUUUAUGUUUCUAAAUUUAAUACAUAUUUUAAACUCAAUAUUUACAAUGACAUUAAAAGGGGGGACGGGGGGAUCUCUAUCGCGUAAGUGCAUAAAUUUCACAUAUACGAAAGGACCAUUCUUGCACCGUCAGAUGUUUUUUUUUCUUUUUUCUUUUUUUUUUUUUUUUUCAUAUUUCGAAGAAAAAUUCUAUGGUGCAAGAGUACAAAUCUUUUGCCUUUAGAAAAUACCAUUUAUAAAUAAAUUCACACGAAUAUUUUUACAAUAUAUAAACUAUCAGAUAUUAAAUAUUCAAAUAUAUAUGAAAAAAAAAGAAAGAAAAAAAAAAAAAAAACGAAAAAAUUGAUUACUUUUCUUUCUUUCAACUAAAUAUCUUAUUUAUUCGAUGAACGGAAACAAUUUUUCAAAGCUCUUAAAUGUAUAAUUUCAUUAUUUCUGAUUUAAUACUAAAAGCUAGAGUGGAAAUGCUAAAAUUUCACUUGGCGAAUUGCCAUACACAAAAAGUUGUUUCUUCACAACAUGUUUAUAUCUUAUUUCCUACCUAAGGGUGACUUAAAAACUAUAAAAUAAAUAGCAUCUUUAAUAAGAAUAAAAAUAAAAAUAAAACACAUGGUAUAUGAGAAUAUGGAUAUUGCUAUAACUUAAAAUAAUAUUCUAUUUGUAUGAGUUUAAAGCCAGUUAUUAAACGAUGUAUGAAUAUCAUACAGACAUACACGUUAUAUUAUAUCUUUGACCGUACGCAUAAAUGUAAGUGUGUAUCUAUAAGAAGUUUAAUUAUAUCACAUAAGCAGCCAAGGAAACUCAAUAAACAUAGUUAUGAUUCGUUGUUAAAGUAAUAUAUAGUUAUAACAAAAGUAAGGAUUUUUUUUUUCUUUUCUUUUUUCUUUUUCUUUUUUUUUUUCAAUAUAAGAAUAAAUAAACUAAAAGUCGUAAAAUUUGCGAAAUACUUCAUCAAAACAAGAAAAGUCUUUUUAAGAUGUAUUUCUGUUUGUGUGUGUGUGUGUGUGUGUUUGUGUGUGUCUGUAUGUGUGUUCUCUGUGUGUGUGUACGUGUGUAAAUGUUAUAUGUAUAUUAUAACUUAAAAUACAAAUUAUAUGUUUGUCAAAUAUGAAGUUAACGAACAAUCUGCAUAUUUCGCUCCUUAGCGUGAAUUCAAUUUGUUUAUCUAUUUCUUUUUUUUCGUUUGAUUUUUUUUUCCUUUUUUUUUUUCGUUUGGAGGGUUUUUCUUUUUUUUUUUUUUUUUUUUUUUUCUUUUUCUUUUUCUUUUCUUCUUUCUUAAUACGCAAACUGCACUAUUAAUUUUCAAGUACAAUGCCUAAAUAUAUUUGUAUAUUAAAAAUGUAGAACGAAAAUCGAAAUAUAAAACUAAAAUAUAGUAAUACGGAUUAUAUAUUAUGCAAAGCUUUCGAUCGACCGAUAACUAUAGCGAUGCUCCGAAUAUAUAAUAUGAAACAAUUAUUAAUAAAGCGUAUGUCUGUGUCUCUGUGUGUGUGUGGCUGUGUUUGUGGUGAGUGAAUGAGUGUAUGUGUGUGUGUGUGUGUGUGUGUGUGUGUGUGUGUAUGUAUGUAUAAUUGUGUUUGUAUGUUUGUGUCUUUUACACAAUUCAAUAUAUUACUAACAUUCGAUCUGUCGAUCGAAUUUACUCUCUCGAUGUAGAAUAAGAAUAUAUAAUACGUAUAUAGUAAUCGGUGAAAAGCAAAGGACUCGUCACGAUUCGAUCUUCGGUUUUACCAUUUGUUUUUUUUCUUUUUCUUUUUCUUUUUUUUUAUCAACAGCUUAGAACUCACUUUCAUUUGCAUAUCGAUAAAUAUUUCUCCUUUCCUUCUUUCUUUCUUUCUUUCUUUCUUUCAUUCUUUUUUCUUUUUUUGUUUUUUUGUUUUUUCUCUUACAAACGAGACAAUGAUCUUCACGCGAGAUUAUAAAUAACGCAUGUUAUUUAGUAGAAAGGUUAUAAUGAAAUAAUUCAUUUCAUGAUAAAACAUUCGUCUCCGGUUGCAGCAACUUCUUUUGCUCACUAUAAAUUGGCACGGGAUCAUUUAAAUUACAAUUAAUGAUAUUACUAUAAUAAUAAUAAUAAUAAUAACAAUAAUAAUAAUAAUAAUAAUAAUAAUAAUAUUAAUAAUAAAUGAA
Vespa crabro (European hornet) is the source of this 3013-nucleotide messenger RNA. It is a transcript of the gene Dad1, whose product is annotated as dolichyl-diphosphooligosaccharide--protein glycosyltransferase subunit DAD1. Gene Ontology annotation, cellular component: oligosaccharyltransferase complex; membrane. Gene Ontology annotation, biological process: protein N-linked glycosylation. NCBI's taxonomy places the organism in Eukaryota, Metazoa, Arthropoda, Insecta, Hymenoptera, Vespidae. The coding region runs from base 117 to 452 and encodes 111 amino acids. The transcript is spliced from 2 exons. The record is from RefSeq and is a predicted model, not a curated record.